UAGUCAGCAAGCUCCUGUUGGGAGACGCUGAGCUCCAGCGCUUUACUGUCAUUGAGGAAGUUACACUGACUCUUCAUUAGGCUGCAGGCUUUGGUUAAAUCCUUCUUUUUUUCCCCCCUCUUGCAUCCAGCUUAAGCGGUUUCAGUUUUAAUUUGCCUAGUUGCCUUAGCUGACAAAUGAACAGAGAUUUUCAGCACUAGGGACGCAAAAGAAAAGGAAAAGGAUUGUUGAAACUUAAGAAAAGCAGCAUUCAAAAAAAAGAAAGAGAAAAGAGGAAAAGAAAAGAAAAAUCAGUGAAAACCUGCUGACAAGACAGGACAAACGUGCUUGCAUGCUAGCUGAUUCACUUGUUCUACGCCAACUCCAGAGCAACACCAUGCAGCAUCCUCUGACGGGUGCAACUUGCGUGGCACUGCCAAAUGUGGGCAUGUGUCCACAGCUCUCUUGUGCCUUGACUUUUAUGUACUUGCAGCAGGGUAAUCAGGAAGGAACAGCACCUCCUGACACAAUGGCGCAGUCGUAUGCCUCUCCUCAGUUUGCCCCAACCCAGAAUGGAAUCCCAGCAGAAUAUACAACUCCACAUCCAGCUCCAGACUACACAGGGCAGACAACAGUUACAGAUCACACGUUAAAUUUAUACCCUCCAGCGCCAACACACUCUGAACAGAGUGCCACCGAUACAAAUGCACAAACUGUCUCUGGCACAGCAACACAGACAGAUGAUGCAGCACAGACUGAUGGACAGCAACAGACACAACCUUCUGAAAACACAGAAAACAAAACACAACCUAAGAGACUUCAUGUUUCAAAUAUCCCCUUCAGAUUCAGAGACCCAGAUCUUAGACAAAUGUUUGGUCAAUUCGGUAAAAUCUUAGAUGUUGAAAUCAUUUUUAAUGAACGGGGCUCCAAGGGAUUUGGUUUCGUAACGUUCGAAAAUAGUGCUGAUGCGGACAGGGCAAGAGAGAAAUUACACGGAACGGUGGUAGAGGGUCGUAAAAUAGAGGUUAAUAAUGCUACUGCUCGUGUUAUGACAAACAAAAAAAACUUAAAUCCUUACACAAAUGGAUGGAAGCUGAAUCCUGUUGUGGGAGCAGUUUAUAGUCCUGAAUUCUAUGCAGUACCAGGCUUCCCCUACCCUGCAGCUACAGCUGCUGCUGCUGCUUACAGAGGUGCCCACCUCAGAGGCCGAGGCCGUACAGUCUACAACACAUUUCGUGCUGCAGCGCCACCUCCUCCAAUCCCAGCUUAUGGCGGGCCUUCACCUAUUCAACUUCCAGUCUGUUAUUCAAACCACUGCCCGGUUGCCAAGGUCAGUGACCCUAGCAACCAGAUAGCAGUUUUAAUGCCAAACUGGAGAGCAGCAGAACAAAAAAGUGUUGUUUACCAGGAUGGAUUUUAUGGUGCAGAUAUUUAUGGAGGUUAUGCAGCUUAUCGAUAUGCUCAGCCUGCUACAGCAACUGCAGCAGCUUAUAGUGACAGUUACGGACGAGUUUAUGCUGCCGACCCCUACCACCACACACUUGCUCCAGCAGCCACCUACGGCGCUGGUACCAUGAAUGCUUUUGCACCCUUCACUGAUGCCAAGACUAGGAGCCAUGCUGAUGAUGUCGGUCUCGUUCUUUCUUCAUUACAGGCUAGUAUAUACCGAGGGGGAUACAACCGUUUUGCUCCAUACUAAAUGACAAUACCAUAAAACUCUUCCAGUGUGGGAAAAAAAGAAGCUUUCCGAGGCCUGGGUAUUGCAAUACAUGCAGUAGU
This is a messenger RNA of Xenopus laevis (African clawed frog), 1758 nucleotides long. RefSeq names its product RNA binding protein fox-1 homolog 1 (gene rbfox1.L). Lineage: Eukaryota; Metazoa; Chordata; Amphibia; Anura; Pipidae. The transcript is spliced from 13 exons. The record is from RefSeq and is a predicted model, not a curated record. The coding region runs from base 332 to 1678 and encodes 448 amino acids.